AUCCCACAUGGGAGCUCCGGUCAAAAGUAGUGGAGCAAUAAGCACAUGGCCUUUUCAGAGCUCUGCAGCUUGAUUGGGUAUGUUUUGUUGCUCUGCACGUUUUUGAGAGAGAGAACCACACACAUACAGCAUAUGAGAGAGCGAGAAAAAUAAAGACAAAUACGAGGUGUGAAGAAGGGAGAGAAUCAGGAAAGGAACAGAAGGAGCGUGCCGUUGAGCUUUGUUGCUAUAGACACACGAGGACGAUUACUAGAAGAGAAUCUGACAGUAUUUCCGGGUCAAGGAGCAGUGCAGCACUGGUGUACACACGUUUCUACGUGAGUCUUAAAAACGGCUUUUCAUGACGAAGUGGUUUUCGUGUCCGAGAAGACAGGAAGGUACAACACCGUGGAAAAGGUCUUUAUUGAUCAGGCUCAACGUCUGGCCCUACAGAGGGAGAUAGACAAGGAGUCCCAGUCCACGGUUUCAGUCAGAUCACUGAUGGUCCAGGCCGACACAGGCAACAGGAACGUUACCAUGAAGAAGACAAACAAGAACAAGAAGAGUGGGAAGGACACCCACGUUGAGGAAGAGAUCUCAGAAAACACUUCCAUAAACCAGGGGAAUAGCGAAGGAGUGAAGAAGAAAAAGAAGACGAAAGUAGAGACUCUGGUAGAAGAGCAGGUUUCAUCCAAUGGGGAAUGGGGGAAUACGGAAGGAGAGCAGGAGAAACAGAAAGGAAAGAAGAAGAAGUUGUCGUCUGGGACUGACACCAACGGUGAGGAAGUCAUGACUAAUGGAAAUGACAGAGGAGGGUGCGGCCAGGAGAAGAAGAAGCAGAAAGGUGUUAAAACGGAGCUACAGACAGAACACAGUGGAUUAAAGGAUGAGAAAGGAGUAGUGGAAAAUGGGCAGAAGCUGAAAAAAAAGAAGCUCUCUCAGGCAGAAGAGACAGAGAUCAGCGUUGUCAAGGUAGAGGAAGGAGGGGUGAUAGAAAUAAAGAAAGGCAAGAAAGAGAAGGGAAAAACAGAGGAAGAAAAAGUGAAAAAGAUCCCUAAAGCUGCUGAACCAACUGAGAGUCAGGAGGAGGAAGAGGGGGAGACGAAGAAGAGAAAGAAGGGUGAGAGAGCAGUCGCUGAGAAAAGAGAGACAAAGGAGAAAGAAGUGGUAGUAAAGAAGAAGAAGGGAGCUGAGGCUACAGUAGCAGUACAGCAGGAGGAACAGAAUAACACCAAGAAGAAGAAGGGAGCUGAGGCUACAGCAGCAGUACAGCAGGAGGAACAGAAUAACACCAAGAAGAAUAAACCCAAGUCCUCCAGCAGCGCUGCAGACACCACCAUGGACACGGAGACGGAGAGAAAGGAGGAGGGCAAGAAGAAGAAGAGAAAGGCCUCUGCACUAACAGAGGAGGAGGAUGUGUUGGACAAGCGGAAGCCCAAACAUAUGAAAAGGGUGGACAUGAAAGGAGUAGUGGAACAGGUGGAGGACGGAGAGAGCGAGGGAAGGAAAAAGAAGGUGAAGAAGAGCUCCUCUGAGGUAGAGACAGAAAUGGAGGACAGCACCCCUCACCAGAAAGGGAAGAAGGUUAUGACGAAGGGGAAAAAGAAGAUAAAGGUGGAGAGCUGUGACCCUGAAUACCAGGAGAGGGACCAGACGGAUGUGGUUUUCCUGUCAGAGACCAGGGGAAACGCCUUCGAGAUCAAUAUUGAUCAGGGGAGACGCCUGGCCCUGCAGAAUGAGAUCGACCAGAAGUCCAAUCCAGUCCAACUCAAAGCAGCACCGGUACCAUCGGGUUUGGGCCAGUGGGGCACUGCCCAGUUUGACAGUUCCGACCAACAUAGUAAGUUCCUGCGGUUGAUGGGCGGCUUAAAGAAGAGCGGGCAGCCAAUAGCAGCGAGCGGUGCGACGGGAGGGCGGGCCAACAUGGCGCUGACUAAAGACGGACAGCAGAGCUUGCAGCAAGGCUUACUGGGGGAGUUUGAGCGAGCUCAGUCGCGCCGCAUGGACUUCACGGGAAGGGGGGCGGGACUUGGGUUCUCGGCGCCGUCCAAUAAGAAGUUCUCAAUUGACAUCAACACAACCCGAUCGGUGCGCUUCGAUGACUGAGUCGGGACGGACCCUUGAGUGUGUGUGUGUGUACCUUUUCUCUUGCAGGGUCUUGGGAGUGUCUGUCGGUGAAUGUGGUGUGUAUGAAUAUAUACGGUACCAGUCAGAAGUUUGGACACACCUACUCAUUACAGGGUUUUUCUAUAUUUUUACUACAUUGUAGAAUAAUAGUGAAGACAUCAAAACUAUGAAAUAACACAUGGAAUCAUGUACUAACCAAAAAAAGUGUUAAAUCAAAAUAUAUUUUAUAUUUGAGAUUCUUCAAAGUAGCCACCCUUUGCCUUGAUGACAGAUUUGCACACUCUUGGCAAAUAUAUUUUGAUUUGAUAUUUAGACUUUUUUUUGGUUACUACAUGAUUCCAUAUGUGUUAUUUCAUAGUUUUGAUGUCUUCACUAUCAUUCUACAAUGUAGAAAACAGUCAAAAUAAAGAAAAAUCCACAAAUGAGGUGUGUCCAAACUUUUGACUGGUAACAAAAAUAUAAAUGCAACAAUUUCAAUGAUUUUAACGAGUUACAGUUAUAAAGAAAUCAGAAAUAAAUCCAUUAGGCCCUAAUCUAUAGAUCUCACAUGACUGGGCAGGGUGCAGCCAUGGAUGGGUCUGUGAGGGCAUAGGCUCACCCACUGGGGAGCCAGGUCCAGCCAAUCAGAAAAGGCCACAAAAAAGGUUUUAUUACAGACAGAAACACUGUUUUAUCAGCUGUCCGGGUGGAUGGUCUGACGAUCCGGCUUGGUUACACGAGGUCUGUGGUUGUGAGGCCCUUUGGACGUGCUGCCAAAUUCCCGAAAAUGACAUUGGAGGCAGCUUAUGGUAGAGAAAUGAACAUUCAAAUCUUUGGCAACAGCUCUGGUGGACAUUCCUGCAGUCAGGAUACCAAUUGCACACGCCCUCAGAACUUCAUCUGUGGCAUUGUGUUGUGACAAACCUGCACGUUUUAGAGUGGCCUUUUGUCCCCAGCACAAGGUGCAUCUGUGUAAUGAUCAUGUGGUUUAAUCCGCUUCUUGAUAUGCCACACCUGUCAGGUGGAUGGAUUGUCUUGGCAAAGGAGAAAUGCUCACUAACAUGGAUGUAAACGUAUGUGUGCACAAUGAGAGAAAUAACAUGUGUGUGUGUGUAUAUGGAAUAUUUCUGGGAUCUUUUAUUUCAGCUCAUGAAACAUGGGACCAACACAUUCAUAUUGUUCAGUGUAUAGGAGUACUGUAUGACAUAAAGCUGCUGACAUUGACCUGAAAGCUGCACCUAUCCACCUGUGGUAUCAAUGAGAGCAGAGCUGUGUGUCUGCCUUCUGACUGGUCCAGUAUGUGAUGCUUCCUGGCUGUAUGAUAAGGUUAGCGUCCUGAAUGGCACCCUACAUAGUGCACUACUUUUGACCAGCGGCCCUGUAGUGCACUACUUUUGACCAGCGGCCCUGUAGUGCAUUACUUUUGACCAGCAGCCCUGUAGUGGUCCCUGCUCAGGCCUGCAGGUACUCAGGUUGCACCCUGGCCACCUUGCGGAUAGUCUAGUACGGUCAAAUGCCUUAACUGAACAUGACAUGAUAGAUAACUGGCAGUUGAUAAGCUGUCAAUUAGACAUUUAAACAGCAUAGAAUUGUUUACACACAGUCAACAAGUGGACAUUAUGAAUGAUGCUCAGUUGGGGCUCUUAUAUAAAGGAUUUCAUAAAAAUAAAAAGACAUCUUUAAAAUGAA
Messenger RNA from Oncorhynchus nerka (sockeye salmon), 3774 nucleotides. RefSeq names its product lysine-rich nucleolar protein 1-like. The coding region runs from base 481 to 2085 and encodes 534 amino acids. The transcript has 7 exons. NCBI's taxonomy places the organism in Eukaryota, Metazoa, Chordata, Actinopteri, Salmoniformes, Salmonidae. The record is from RefSeq and is a predicted model, not a curated record.